AACGUCGAAACAGAAGAGACGGACUAGAUAAUUGACAAUUAGAGGGUGUUGUCAUCCAAAAUGUUUAUUUUUGCUCAAAUGUGAAUUUUCCAACGAAAUCGUACUAAAUCUCCGUAGUAAAUAAUCCGUGUUAGUGUUAAGUAAAUUUUAAAUAACUCAAACUGUACAAAAAUGUUUUUCUUCAAAAAAAAGAGUCACCAGGAAAGUCCAGGAGUUGCUGUAAUAGGUACCCCAACUAAUGUAAACCAUGACAUUCAUGUGAGUGUUAAUAAGGAUGGCAUAUUGGAAGGAUUACCUUCGGCCUGGUGCCGACAGAUUGGAAAACAAAUCACCAAAGAGGAACAAGAAAAUAAUCCAAUUGCUGUGAGACAAGUGCUUCGAUACUAUAAUUAUUCCAUGAAAAAACUAGAAGCAACCCCGCAAUUUAAACCUUUAGUUACUGAAAACUAUAUCGAUGAAGAAUCUGAGGAGAUAAGUAGGUUUGAGAAUUCAAAAGAAGCUCACACUAGUAGGGAAUCAAUUUUAUCUUCAUGUUCGGAAUAUGAAAAUACCAGGCCAGGAACAUUACCCUCAACACCAAAAAACAAACAAGAUGAACAAAAUUUAAUGACAAUCAAAAAUUUGGCAAAAAGUAUUGAAAACUUAAGUAUUAAUGAAACAGUAGAAAUAAGGAAAAAAUCAGACACCAGUGAUGAUGGUUUUAUAAGGAGAAAAACUGGAAUGACCGACGAAGACUACAUGGUAGAAUUAAGGAAAUUAUGCAAUCCAGGUGACCCAAAUCAAUACUACUUGAAAACAAACAAAGAUUUGGGCUCUGGAGCAUCUGGAAUAGUUUUUGUAGCGAAAGAUCUUAGGACAGAGCAAACUGUUGCGAUCAAGGAUAUCGAUAUGAAGAAACAGUCCAGAAAAGAGUUACUAGUCAGCGAGAUUCGAAUAAUGAAAAAUUUCAAACAUAAAAAUUUAGUUAAUUUUCUUGAAGCUUUCGUAAUGUACGAUGAGCAUUUAUGGGUUGUGAUGGAACUGUGUGACGGUGGCCCUUUGACAGAUGUAGUCACAGAGACAGUUAUGAAAGAAACUCAGAUAGCAGCAGUAUGUUAUGAGGUUUUACAAGCAAUCAGUUACCUGCAUUCCAGGGGUACAAUUCAUCGGGAUAUAAAAUCUGAUAAUAUUCUGUUAGGAAUGGACGGCUCUGUUAAAGUUAGCGAUUUUGGUUUCUGCGCUCAUGUAAUCGGUAACGAACAGAGGGAAACGAUGGUUGGAACGCCUUACUGGAUGGCGCCGGAAGUAGUUACCAGACAAAAAUACGGAAAAAAAGUGGAUAUCUGGUCAUUAGGUAUAAUGAUAGUUGAAAUGUUGGACGGGGAACCACCAUAUUUACGUGAACCUGCUCUUAGAGCCCUAUAUUUAAUUACUGUUAACGGUAGACCAAAAAUUACAAAAUGGGAUAGCUUAUCUCUGAACUUAAGAAGUUUUAUUGAUUGGUGCCUUCAGGUGGAAGUAGAUAAAAGAGCAACCGCUGAAGAACUAUUGGAGCAUCCAUUUUUGGAAGACAGAGCUGACUUGAAGUCCUUAUUACCUUUAAUCAAGGCCGCAAGGAAACAGUUGCAUAAAACUAAUGAUAUUUAUUGAGAAAAAGUCCCUCAUCAAGCAAUUUGAAAGGCUGUCCAUGCAUUUUUAGGAUUAAUUAUAUUUAAGAGAAAAAAAUUUACAUAUACAUUAUUGGUUUUGCAAGAUUUUUUAUUGUGCCUUUAUCAAUAUUCGACAAAUUUGUACCUAUAAAUUAUAAAUAUAUAUUUUAUGAUAUACCUUACCCAAGUAUUUUAUUAUACUUUUUUAAUUUUAUAUGAUAUUUGAAGUGUGAAUAAAGGGGUGCAGUUAUGAGA
This is a messenger RNA of Coccinella septempunctata (seven-spotted ladybird), 1883 nucleotides long. It is a transcript of the gene Pak3, whose product is annotated as serine/threonine-protein kinase PAK 1. The transcript has 2 exons. Gene Ontology annotation, biological process: regulation of MAPK cascade; regulation of axonogenesis; protein phosphorylation. Gene Ontology annotation, molecular function: protein serine/threonine kinase activity; ATP binding. Lineage: Eukaryota; Metazoa; Arthropoda; Insecta; Coleoptera; Coccinellidae. The record is from RefSeq and is a predicted model, not a curated record. Gene Ontology annotation, cellular component: cytoplasm. The coding region runs from base 172 to 1629 and encodes 485 amino acids.